AUGGAGUCUGUGUUUCUGGUGCUUUGGUCCUGCCUGAGAGGCAAAGCAAGGCAAGAUGACCUGCUACGAUUAUCGGUUUCCAUCUGCCGCUUCUUCAGCCUGACCGAGAAGGGCCCACGGAGCAUCUCGUCUCUCCAUCGGGGCAACUGUUCUGCUUCGGUCUUUAUCUUGGUUGGUUUCCCUGGUUUAGAAGAGUCCCACUUCUGGCUGGCUCUUCUGCUGGGCCUCCUGCUCGCUCUGGCUCUCCUUGGGAACGGUGCCAUUGUCUACAACGUGGGUGUUGAGCGAAGCCUCCACCAACCCAUGUAUCUUUUCCUCCCCGUGCUGGCAGCCGACGACAUCCUGCUCUCCCUCGCAAUGGUGCCCAAGAUGGUGGCCAACACUGGGCUCAACUCCACCAGCAUCGCUUUCGACGCCUGCCUGCUCCAGAUGUUCUGCAUCCACAGCUUAUCGGGAAUGGAGUUGUCCCUCUUGUUGGCCAUGACUUUUGACCUCUACGUUGCCAUCUGCCACCCACUGAGCCACGCUUACAUCCUCGCUGGGCCCAGGAUAUCUAAGGGAGGCCUGGGGGCAGCAAUCCGUGGGGCAGCCUUGAUGGCCCCCUUCUCCGCUUUCCUUAAGAGGCUGCCCUUUUGCAUCCUCUCUCAUCCCUACUGCCUGCACGGGGAUGUCAUGAAGCUGCCCUGUGCCAGCACCAAAGUCAAUAUUAUCUAUGGGCUGGUGGUCAUCCUUUUGGCCAUUGGGCUGGAUUCACUCCUCAUCUCCCUUCCCUGCGCCUUCAUCCUGAAGACGGCCCUCCUCCGCCUAUCCCAGGAGGCUCACCUGAAGGCCCCGGGCACCUGCUUCUCCCACCUCUCUGCUGUCUUCCUCUUCUUUGUCCCCUUCAUUGGCCUGUCCAUCUCCCACAGGUUUCAGGGGGCCCAUGGCUCCAACAGCACUCUUGUCCUGACCAACCUCCACCUUCUGAUGCCUCCGGUGCUCAACCCCCUUGUGGACAGAGGGAAGACCAAGGAGACCGGGCACAGAGUCACCCACUCCCUCCACAGGAUGGGCCUGAGAAGGGCCGUCCAGGAUUCAAGGCCACAGCCAACUCAAGGCGUUUCUGCCUGUGGUCUCCCUGGGAGCCACGGAGGUGAUUUUGGGAUUGUUAGGGAUUUUCUGAAUCAGGUCACAGACUCAAAGACUGUUCCCACAAAAAACUCAUUAAUUGGAGAAAAUGGAGUUCCUAGUCCUUAUUUCUAA
This is a messenger RNA of Thamnophis elegans (Western terrestrial garter snake), 1242 nucleotides long. RefSeq names its product olfactory receptor 51E1-like. Gene Ontology annotation, biological process: G protein-coupled receptor signaling pathway. Gene Ontology annotation, molecular function: olfactory receptor activity. Gene Ontology annotation, cellular component: membrane. The record is from RefSeq and is a predicted model, not a curated record. Lineage: Eukaryota; Metazoa; Chordata; Lepidosauria; Squamata; Natricidae.